CACCUCCAAAAAAAAACUUGUUUUCCAUUUCUCUCUCUCUACUUUCUUUCUCUUAACACUGAGCAGUAAGCGAGUGAGUAUGAGAAAAAUGGCUGCCAAUAUGAUGCUCUACAUUACUAUUACUGUUCUUCUCUGUUUUCUCACUGCCGUCAAUGCCAGAAUCCCCGGCGUUUAUACCGGCGGACCAUGGCAAACCGCCCACGCCACCUUCUACGGUGGCUCUGACGCAUCUGGAACUAUGGGUGGAGCUUGUGGAUAUGGCAAUUUAUACAGCCAAGGUUACGGAGUGAAUAAUGCAGCGUUAAGCACAGUGCUAUUUAACAAUGGACUAAGCUGCGGAGCGUGCUUUGAAUUAAAGUGUGAUAACGAUGGCAAAUGGUGUCUUCCUGGUAAUCCAUCCAUUUUCGUGACGGCGACAAAUUUUUGCCCGCCGAACUUCGCUUUACCAAACGAUGACGGCGGGUGGUGUAACCCUCCUCGUCCUCAUUUCGAUCUCGCCAUGCCUAUGUUCCUCAAAAUCGGACUGUACCGUGCCGGAAUUGUCCCCGUCACAUACCGCCGAGUACCAUGCAGAAAACAAGGAGGAAUUCGAUUCACAAUAAACGGUUUCCGUUACUUCAAUUUGUUAUUGGUAACAAACGUUGCGGGUGCAGGGGAUAUACAGAAGGUCUUAAUUAAAGGAACAAACACACAAUGGAUAGCAAUGAGUCGUAAUUGGGGGCAAAAUUGGCAAACUAAUUCACCUUUAGUGGGUCAAGCCCUUUCUAUUCGGGUUAAAGCUAGUGAUCAUCGUAGUGUCACGAAUGUCAACGUGGCACCCUCUAAUUGGCAGUUUGGACAAACUUUUGAAGGCAAGAAUUUCCGGGUUUAGAUCCAUAAACCCAUUUCAACUGACCCAACCCAAAAAAACAGAAUUACUUUAGUAUUAUAUACAACCACAAAAACAAGAUUUUUCCUAGACUUUAAUUGUUUCUCUUUUUUACUGAGAAAGUAUUGAAGUCUAAGGGGAAUUAGUAUCUUUUAUUAUUUUUUUUGAACUUGAGUAUUGUUUUUUUUUUUACUAUUUGGUGUUGUGAAUUGGGCUGAAGAGGUUGCAAAAGCACCCAAAAAAAAUGAUUUUAAAGGGAAAAAGCAUGUAGCCCGCAGCUCUAUUUGGCAUGUUGAUGUAUUUUCUAUGAACGAAUACCAAAAGAUAUAUAAGUAAUUAUAUAUAAUAUACUCUAAUGUUUUUAUAU
Molecule: messenger RNA, 1235 nt
Organism: Solanum lycopersicum (tomato)
Lineage: Eukaryota; Viridiplantae; Streptophyta; Magnoliopsida; Solanales; Solanaceae
Gene: EXPA4
Product: expansin A4
Biological process (GO): plant-type cell wall organization
Cellular component (GO): extracellular region
Source: RefSeq, marked validated